Messenger RNA from Parascedosporium putredinis, 2865 nucleotides. Lineage: Eukaryota; Fungi; Ascomycota; Sordariomycetes; Microascales; Microascaceae. The record is from the annotation of a GenBank genome assembly.
AUGUCCGCCCACCACAAUGGCGACGACUUCCUCACCAAGGAGGAGCAGAGGUUGAAGGAGGACCGCGAGAGGACCAAGUUUUGGAAGAAGUGGGGCCCCUACGUGCCUGAGAGGCAAUGGGGCACUGGUGAGUUUGCUGCGAGGGCGCCCCGUGGAGGAGAACUGGAGAGGAAGCUGGAGAAGAAGCUUUUCGCGGGGGAUAGGAUACUGACCGAAGCUUGGGAAUCUAGUUCGAGAGGAUUACAGCGCCAAUGGCGAUGCCUGGGCUCACAGAUUUCCCUCAUGACCACGCCCAAUCCCGCGCCUAUCGCUGGGGCGAAGACGGUAUCGCUGGAGCGGCUGUUUGGCCUUUCGAACCCCCAGGGAAACCACGGCGAAAGUGUCAAGGAGGCGCAUUUUCAUCUUGACAACGUUCCUCACUCGUACAUGAAAUUCCUGUAUAAAUACCCCCAGAAAAAGUUCCCCUACCAGCAGUUAAUCGACGAGAACGCGAAGCGAGGAAAGGACGAGAGGGAAUACCAGCUGUAUGAUACAGGCAUCUUUGAAGAAGACAGGUACUGGGACAUCUUCAUCGAGACCGCCAAGGAAGAAAACGACCCCGAUGAGCUCCUCUUUCGCGUCACCGCUUGGAAUCGCGGUCCCGACCCUGCCCCCUCCACAUCCUCCCUCACGUUUGGCUCGCCACCACAAACUCGGCGACCGCUACGUCCUCUUGUCGCCCUCCCCGGCGUCGGCUCCAGCGGCAACGACGUCCUCCCGGAGAUGCUCUUUACCGAAAAUGACACCAAUUUUGAACUUCUCUACGAGGGCAAGAACAAAGUGCCAUACGUCAAGGACGCUUUCCACCGCCAUGUCGUCGGAAAGGAAAAGGGCGCCAUCAACCCCGCCCAAAAGGGAACCAAGUGCGCCGCUUGGUACCAGUUCACCGACGACGGCGGCGUGCUUCCCGGCGAGUGUGCAGUCGUGCGAUUCCGCCUCACAAAGCGAACCGAUAGCUUUUUAGACGAGGAAGAGUUUGACAACAUUAUCGACGCCCGCAAGGAUGAAGCCGACGAAUUCUACUACAAAAUUAGCCCCCUUCCCAUUUCGGAUGAUUUGCGCAACAUCCAACGCCAGGCGUUCUCCGGAAUGAUACAUAUGCACGCCGACGACAUUCUCUCCAUGCCGGAUUCGUGGGAAUACCCCUUCUUCGCCGUCUGGGAUACUGCUUUCCAUUGUAUCACUCUGGCCAUGAUCGAUCCAGACUUUGCCAAGAAGCAGCUAGAUCUAUUCACCAGAGAAUGGUACUGCCACCCCAACGGGCAGCUUCCUGCAUACGAAUGGGAUUACGAAGAUGUGAACCCACCCGUGCAUGCUUGGGCCACGUUCCGUGUCUUCAAGAUGGAGCGCAAGAUGUAUGGACGCCAAGACCUCGACUUCCUCGAGCGUGUUUUCCAGAAGCUGCUGAUGAACUUUACCUGGUGGGUCAACCGAAAGGAUAUGGAGGGCAAGAAUUUGUUCGAAGGCGGUUUCCUCGGCCUCGACAAUAUCGGCAUCUUUAACCGCUCGGAACCCCUGCCGACCGGAGGCACCCUCGAGCAGGCGGAUAGCACCGGAUGGAUGGCAUUUUACUGCCUGUGCAUGCUCAACAUUGCCUUGGAGCUCGCCAAGUACCGCCGAACCUACGAGGACAUUGCGUCCAAAUUUUUCGAGCACUUCAUUUUCAUCAGCGAUGCCAUGACUUUCAGGACGGGCGAGAAGGACGAAAAGUCGUUGUGGAACGAGGAAGACGGCUUCUACUACGACGCGAUAUCCUGGGGCGGUCCCCACAACCAGCAGCUUCCCGUCCGGUCGCUCGUUGGCUUGAUUCCCUUGUACGCUACGCUAACACUCGAGCCCGAGUUGAUCAACAAGUUGCCCUCGUUCAAGAGGCGGGUGGACUGGUUCACCAAGAACAGGUGCGAUAUCGCGGAGCGCAACAUGGCGAGCAUUCGCAAGCGUGGCAAGGGAAACAGGGUUCUUUUGGCCAUGCAUGGCAUUCGCUCGCUUUCCAAGCACCACGAAAAGAAUCCCUUCCAGAUGAAUGUCAACGGCCAGGAAUUCAAGGUCUCGUACGUGCCCGGCGACUCCGAUAGCGGCGUCUUUGGCGGCAACAGCAACUGGCGCGGUCCCAUCUGGCUCUGCGUCGAGUGUCCCACCGGCAGCGGCGACUACAUGCAUCUCGGCCACGUGUCGGAGGAACUGCAGCACAGGCUCCAGCACCUCUUCACCCGCAACGACGAGGGCCGGCGGAGCAUGAAUGGCGGAAACGAUCUGUACGACUUUGACCCACACUGGAAGGAUUACCUGUGGUUCUACGAGCUGUUUGACGGAGACUCGGGGCGCGGCCUCGGUGCCACUCAUCAAUGCGGCUGGACGGGCCUCAUAGCUAGGAUGAUUCACGAUACUGGAAUGAGUUGCCGUCUUCCCCAGACGCCCCGAACUCCUUCGGUUGGCCUUGACUAUUACUUUGAUGAGGUGUUCCGACGCCACACCCUCAACUACUCCAAGCCGCCCAGACUACGGAGGGCUUCGACUGCGCGCUCGAUGGGUGUACGCAGCGACUUUUACGACCAGUCGGAUGCCCAGUCGGCGGUUGGAUUAGGCAUCCGCGACGAGGACAAUGAUGCUGAUGACGACGAUGAGGAUGAUGACCAUCGCAACGGCGACGGUCAUAAUCGCGAAGUCGACCCCGCUUGCACAGCUAUGUUGCGGACCAGCUCGAGCGGUAUUCAAGAGAGAUCAACGGACACGAGGGGGACGGAUAUAACCCACGCGGCGAAGAGUUUGAAGCUACCCCUUGAUCUAGGUGUCUACGGGCUCGAUCUUGAGGAAAUGCAGGACUAG